Molecule: messenger RNA, 2927 nt
Organism: Trichoderma asperellum CBS 433.97
Lineage: Eukaryota; Fungi; Ascomycota; Sordariomycetes; Hypocreales; Hypocreaceae
Source: RefSeq, a predicted model, not a curated record
AUGCUGAUUGACGGUCAUAUUCUUGGCGGAGCCGGCUUGGGUGUUGACUCAUACAUCUCCACCACCAUCCAGAUUCAUCGGGAGGUCGAUGCAACUUCUGUUGUGAGAUUCUCAAUUAACAUUCCAUUCGGAAGUAGUAACGAAGAUGAUGGCUUUGGUGUCUGUCAUACGGUCAAUCGUCAAAACAACAGCAUCCCCCCUACCGACUCUUACAGGUUGGUGAUCAAGUUCCCGACUUCUCCCAAGCUCGAUUUCACCGUCAAGCCGGCUGAUGAUAGUCUCCGAAAACUUCUCCCCGCUACCGACAAAAAGUUGAGCAGCCUCGUCAUUCACCUCACGGGUUAUCUAGAGGUCGAAGGAUUUGGUAUGCCUUUUGCCAACCGUGGCCACCCAAGCGAAGGUGUUGUCAGUGAUGACAAAUGCAUCAAAGGGAGUAUUACCUUGAUGGGAAUGAUUCGACGUUUGAAGUUUCACUUCAUCGUCGCUUCGCAUGAAUCAGUCCUAUUCCAUCAACUAGACGCUGGGAUUCCCGCCCCCUUCAGAUACCCUUACGGCGAGGAGCAUCAUUGUUCCGAGGAACGUUACGACCAGAUGCUGCCAAAAACAAAGGGUCAUCAAUUCAAGCCCUCUUGGUCCUUUGAUAAUGACAAUGAGCAUCUCGCCGCCCUCACGCAGUCACAAGUCCAGGAUGUUAUGUGGAUUCACAAGACAUCGCAAAAGAUUGCUGAGACCAAGUUCCCGGCUUAUUUCAUUAAGCCUUUGAAUUGCCCGCCCGAAGACUACUCCCUCUUCCACGUCAUCUUGCCGCUUGGACAAAAUUUUUUUCUUCAGCACGAGGACGCAUGGCGCGUGCUCACCAAGUCUGGUUACCUUAAACUCAGGCUUUUUGACAAUGAAGAGGACAAGAAUCCAGCCAAAUGGGACGCCCGCAUUCAAGAAGGUUUCAAAACUCUUGACACUUUGCACGAUCAUCCUGUUGACAAGUUUGACCUUGUUCUUCAAGUUCGGAGGCCCAAGUCGACCCAACCUGCCCGCCGCCCUUACUUCGAGGUCAAGGUUUUUGAAGAUCGCAUAGCGGCCAACGUUGCCCUGCGCAAAGGCAAAGAGAACUGGACUUGCGUUUCCCUUGACUUUGAAGACCAACUCAGAGACUACAUACCCAAGGUUGAUGCAGUCAACGAGCUCCGCCCGCAAGCCCAGCCGACAAACCCCAUUGCCUGCGGAAUACCCGAGGAUGUCGUGGACGCAGCUGCUAAAACAGACGGAAGGUUGCCAAUCUCGCCUGAUCUCAAGUUCAAGAUGGAUCUUCAUCGAGAUAUGCUGCGUGGGAAGGGCUUCUGGAAGACUUUGGUGAGCGGCACUGUCAACGCCGCUGAGGAUGCCGACCAAGCUUUGGACAAAUUCAGAGAACCCGACAUUACCCAGGGCAUUGUCGUCGCUUUAUUUAAAGAGGUCCUGCUGGAAGACCGGCAUCGCUUGAUGAAGUACUUGAGCGAAUUGUAUCUUGGUCUUGGCCUCAUCACGGCAGGGCCUGGCUUCGGAAAGACAGCUGCGCUGGCUAUCGCCGCUCUCGCCAUGUUGACGACUCUCAAACGAGUUUUCGCCACUGCUCCUACGAACGUCGCCGCCGACAAUUUCGCCGAGCGAUUGGAUCGUAUAUCGCAAAGAGUAACUGCCCGCCUCAAUGAAGGCAAGUCUGCUGACGAUAUGACGAGAGUCCGAAGCGCUUUAGUCCUCCGUGGAUGCAAGCCUGAUGAAGAGGUCGAUGCAUUCUUCAACACCCUGAAAGAUCCUCAACUAGGCGACAAAGCUGGCCCUAACAACAACUGGGGUAUUGGGCCUAAGUGGAGGCUGCAUCUAUCUCCAUCCGUUUGGCUGCUAAUGGUCCUACGCUCUCCUGCUGUUCGCCCCCUAAGCGCAAAUGAUCCUCUGGCUAUCCAUGAGAUGCAAGCCAAGAUGGACUCAAAGCUCACCUAUGCCCGCUUUCGUGACGUCGCCACCGGGGCCAUUACUUGGCAAGAGCACGAGAAGGAAGACAUGGUCGAACCACGUCUUGUUGCGGAGAUGCUCAACACCAUUCUCCGAAACGCCGAUAUUGUCUGCACCACUCCAGCAAUCUCUUGCCAGCCGCCCUUUAAAUGGUGGAAAGAACAAAACGCCCAAGGUAUUGUGGUGAUGAUCAGCAGCUCCUUCACUGAUGGUCCCGGCAGCAUCAUCGCCAACCACAGCAUAGGCCAAACCUUGGAAAAUUACCUCAAGACAAGGUUCCCACAGCUGAAAUCGGCGCGUGCCGGUGCUCUGCAGGAGGUGUUUAUACACUGCCCGGGCACCGUUUGUGUUAUCGAUGAGGUCACCAAGUCCAAGAGAAACCAAGAGCAGGUCAAUCGAGCUCUUGGCUUUCUCGGUGACUUAGUCAAAACAAUCGGCAUCCCCGCCUCCAGCAUAGCCGUUAUCAGCCAUUACAAGGCCAAUGUAGAGCUUUUUGAGCGCUGUCGGAAAGACCCGCAGCAUUCGGCGCCCCUUGUGGAUAUGCCCCCCGCCGCCACGGUCGACUCUUUCCAAGGGCGCGAGGCCGAUAUCAUGGUGGUCAUUCUCGGAACCACCAAAGAAGUUGGCCCUGGCUUUACAGUUGACAAGAAUCGCCUCAAUGUGAUGUUCAGCCGCCAAAGAAGCGGAAUGCUAAUAUUUGGCGAUAUUGGCGUGCUGGGGCGGGUGAAUGAGCAGCCAAAGGCAGCGGCGGCCAGGGGCAGAGCUCAGGGCAGAGGGGGCAAGGGGAGAAUGACGGUCACGAUAGGUGACACGAAGAACUUUGUGAAGCGCGGAAUGCUGAACAAUGUGCUGGACGGCUGGUCUGAGUCUGGGCGUGUCGUCGAGGUGCGGAAGUAGGUAGUUGCGGGCUCUCUUGAUAGUAAAUGACAACAGUUGCC